AUGUCGGGUAAGGAAGAAAUUAGGAGCCUUUUGGCCGAAGCGGCGAAAUUCUAUGCUGCUAAAGACUACGAAACAUCGACAAAUUUAUAUUCGGAGGUCAAUGCGAUACAUGACGCGUUGACGGGCGAGAACAAUGCAGAUUAUUUGUAUCUGUACGGAAAAUCGCUGUACCAGCUGGCGCUGAGCCAAUCAGAAGUGUUUGGUGGUGAUGGAGAAGAACAAGAGGGAAUCGAAGGCGAUGACGCUGGAUCCGAUGGGGAAGAAAAAAACGAGGCAAGUGGACAUUUGUACCAGUUCGAUGAAACAGUAGCAGAGGAAGAAGAAGAAGACGUACGGGGGGAUGAUAACGGUGAAAAGGAGCAGAAGGAGGAACACAAUAAAGAAGAAGAAGAAGAAGAAGAAGAAGAAGAAGAAGAAGAAGAAGAACAACAACAACAACAACAGCAGGAUGAGCCAAAUGACGAAGUCCAGAGUUCAGAUUUCGAGAACGCAUGGGAAGUGCUAGAAUUGGCGCGCUCAAUCUACGAGAAAACGCAGUCGCAAGACCAGGAAGUAUUGGAGAAACUUUCUGAGACCUACAGCAUUCUCGGGGAGAUCUCUUUGGAGACGGAAAACUUCGGCCAGGCCACACAGGAUCUCACAAGGUGUCUGGAGCUUCGUAACCAAGCGUACGGUGCCGAGGACCCGACAAACCGGUUGGUCAUCGAAUCUCACUACAAGUUGUUUUUGGCGCUGGAGCUUGACCCAUCGCAAAGCGUGGAAGCUCAGGAACAGCUGGAAAAAGCCAUACAGUUGCUAGAAGCGCGAAUCAAAGCCGGAAAAGCAGAAAAGGACGAUCAAGGGCUGCUGGAGGAGUUGAAACUGAAACUCAAAGAGCUCAAGACCUCACAACAAGCGCUAGACGUCCUAAACAAGGCAAGUGUGGCCCAAAUCAAAGAGGCACUCAUGGGUGGUGGUGACCUCAGUCUAAACAAACCUGCCUCCAUAAACGAUCUGACCUCAAUGGUGAAAAAACGGAAACCCAAGCCGCAACCGAGUGUGGAACAAGAUCCGAAGCUUAAAAAACAGAAGAAAUAG
This is a messenger RNA of Lachancea lanzarotensis, 1077 nucleotides long. Its product is annotated as LALA0S10e02828g1_1. Gene Ontology annotation, cellular component: nucleoplasm. The record is from RefSeq and is a predicted model, not a curated record. The transcript has a single exon. Bases 1 to 1077 code for a protein of 358 amino acids. Lineage: Eukaryota; Fungi; Ascomycota; Saccharomycetes; Saccharomycetales; Saccharomycetaceae. Gene Ontology annotation, biological process: DNA replication-dependent chromatin assembly; CENP-A containing chromatin assembly. Gene Ontology annotation, molecular function: histone binding.